AUGCCAGCUCCCCUCCUCAACGGCAAAUCUCAUAAAGCCCAAAUUAGCUCCCCUCUGCGCAGAGCCUCAGUGAAUACCAAAGAACGAGAGGAGCUCGCGGCGUCCAUCAAAUUAUCAACAACGCGGCGGCAGCCUGUCGUAUUUGAUGGCGAAGACGAUUUGUCUGACGGGCAGAACCAUGCUAGGGAAGUAAAUGGAACAACGAAAAGUCUCGUGAAUCAUGCCUUGGGUCGAGAUAUCGAAGAAAGUACAUCGAGACCUGCAAGUCCGAUAACACAGAACCCCCCAAUCGACUUCGACGGUCUGAGUUGGCCGAGCUUGGGUACGAGAGAAAGACGAGAGGCUACAGAGGCACAAUCCCUGCAGCGGCUACAGAAGCUGCAGGGUGCCAUCACGACAAUAUUCGAGUGCAUUGGCGAAGAUCCAGACCGAGAAGGUCUACGAGGAACGCCAGAACGGUAUGCAAAAGCUAUGCUUUUCUUCACGAAAGGCUACGAGGAAAAUGUAAAGGACUUGGUCAAUGGUGCUGUAUUCCACGAAGAUCACAAUGAGUUGGUGAUAGUGCGAGAUAUCGAGAUCUUUUCGCUGUGUGAGCAUCAUCUGGUGCCGUUCACGGGAAAGGUGGGCAAUGUUGCUUUUCAUCUGCUGGCCGGAGAUGAAACGGGUCUGAUUUCCGUUGAAUUGGAGAAGUUCCAGUCGUCAGGUUUGGAGUACAUCUGCGAACGGCACAUUAAAUUGGGAUUCUAA
Molecule: messenger RNA, 747 nt
Organism: Bacidia gigantensis
Lineage: Eukaryota; Fungi; Ascomycota; Lecanoromycetes; Lecanorales; Ramalinaceae
Exons: 3
Coding region: 1-747 (248 amino acids)
Biological process (GO): tetrahydrofolate biosynthetic process; tetrahydrobiopterin biosynthetic process
Cellular component (GO): cytoplasm
Molecular function (GO): GTP cyclohydrolase I activity; GTP binding; zinc ion binding
Source: RefSeq, a predicted model, not a curated record